This is a messenger RNA of Ascochyta rabiei, 1716 nucleotides long. Its product is annotated as Threonine ammonia-lyase. The coding region runs from base 1 to 1716 and encodes 571 amino acids. The transcript has 2 exons. Lineage: Eukaryota; Fungi; Ascomycota; Dothideomycetes; Pleosporales; Didymellaceae. Gene Ontology annotation, biological process: L-threonine catabolic process. Gene Ontology annotation, molecular function: threonine deaminase activity; pyridoxal phosphate binding. The record is from RefSeq and is a predicted model, not a curated record.
AUGGCAGCCGUAGAAGACUACUCGCGGCCGACGACGCCUGACAACACGCCCAAUGGGCUCAGCUCGCCGCGCACGCCCAAGCAGACGGGCCUCGCGCUCACAGAGUACACGGCGACCCCCAGCCCGCCCAACGAGUCGUCGCGCGACAAGAGCAGCGUGGUGCCCGAGGCGUUCCUGCUGCCCAACGGGUAUCCUGAUUAUCUGCGCCUCAUCCUCACGUCGCGCGUGUACGAGGUCGUCAGCGAGACGCCGCUCACGCACGCCACCAACCUCAGCAACCGGCUCGAGUGCAAUGUCCUGCUCAAGCGCGAGGACCUGCAGCCCGUCUUCAGCUUCAAGCUGCGCGGCGCCUACAACAAAAUGGCCCACCUCGACCCCAAGCACCGCUGGCGGGGCGUGGUUGCGUGCAGCGCCGGCAACCACGCCCAGGGCGUCGCCUACUCCGCCCGCCACCUGAAGAUCCCCGCCACCAUUGUCAUGCCCUCGGGCACCCCCGACAUCAAGCACAAGAACGUCUCGCGCCUCGGCGGCUCCGUCAUCCUCCACGGCGCCGACUUCGACGCCGCAAAGGCCGAGGCCGCCCGCCUCGAGACGCUGCACGGCCUCGUCCAGAUCCCGCCCUUCGACGACCCGUACGUCAUUGCUGGCCAGGGCACCGUCGGCCUGGAGCUGCUGCGCCAGACGAAUCUGCAGAACCUGCACGCCGUCUUCUGCUGCGUCGGCGGCGGCGGCCUGAUAGCCGGCAUCGGCGUCUACAUCAAGCGCAUCGCCCCCCACGUCAGGAUCAUCGGCGUCGAGCAGUACGACGCCAACGCCAUGGUCGAGUCGCUCAAGGCCGGCCGCCGCGUGCUGCUCAAGGAAGUCGGCCUGUUCGCCGACGGCGCCGCUGUCAAGACGGUCGGCGAGGAGACCUUCCGCAUCUGCCAGGACGUCGUCGACGAGGUCGUCCAGGUCACCACCGACGAGACCUGCGCCGCCAUCAAGGACAUGUUCGAGGACACACGCUCCAUUGUCGAGCCCGCCGGCGCCCUUGCCCUCGCUGGCUUGAAGAAGUGGGUCAGCCGCAACCCCUCGCCCGACCGCGAGCGCGGCCUCGUCGCCGUUGCCAGUGGUGCCAACAUGAACUUUGACCGCCUCCGCUUCGUCGCUGAGCGCGCGGCCCUGGGUGAGAACAAGGAAGCCCUGCUCUCCGUCACCAUCCCCGAAACCCCCGGCGCCUUCGCAAAGCUCGUCUCCACCAUCCAUCCCAUGGGCGUCACAGAGUUCAGCUACCGCUACUCGGGCCCACAGGAAGCCAACAUCCUGGUCGGUGUCGAGCUCAAGGCCGCGACGCGCUCUCGCGACCUGCCCGAUCUCAUCGCUCGUCUUGCCGUCGAGGGCAUGACAGCGACCGAUCUCUCGCAAGACGAGCUCGCAAAGUCACACAUCCGUUACCUGGUCGGCGGUCGCAGCGCCGCCGCUGACGAGCACAUGUUCAUGUUCGAGUUUCCCGAGCGGGGCGGCGCCUUGUUCAAGUUUUUGAACACGCUGCAGCCGGGCAUGAACAUCAGUCUCUUUCACUACAGAAACUAUGGCGGCGAUGUCGCCAAGAUCCUGGCUGGUAUUCAGUGCAAGCAGGAAGAGAGCGCAAAGCUGACGGACUUCCUGAGGGACAUCGGCUAUCCUUACAAAGAGGUCACUGAUAGCGCCAGCUACAAGAUGUUCUUGAGGGAUUAA